GAUAAGUGGUUGGCAAUGUCAAGAGUAAAUUAUAAUAUCAAUAAUUAUCUAGGUAUUUUUGAUAUGAUUAAGAUCGUUUAGAUAAAUUCAUCGUCAUAAAUGUAUGUGCUGAAUAAAACUUUCAGAUCUAUAUUUGUCGAACUAUGAACGUGGGCGCUUGUAAUGUAUUCAAUUUAAGGAUAUUAUUUUUAUAGGUUAUCAAAUCUGGAAAGUGUCAAAAUGUAUUUCAGUAUUAUAAGUGUUUUUAUUGUCGCAAUAAGCUUGCAACCUGGAUCAACCGUAGACCUGGCUGUGUCGAAUCUGUUGAAGAUGCAACAGGGGUUGGGUUGGCCGCACAGAUUGCACGUGGCAAUGGGACAUGAAGCUCUUCUCAAAAUACCCACAUCGGAGCAGAAUGUCCAGUGUGAAGUGACAUCACCGCAAGGAGACACCUUCAAUGUCAUGAGCCCACCUAAUAACAGAUUUGAGAGUUGGGGCGACGGAUGCGGUGUCCGGGUUCAAAAUGUGAGCUCCGAGGACGUAGGAAGAUGGCGACUGACCGCAACUGGCAAUAUGAAUCUCACUGGUUGGACUGAACUUUAUGUCGAAGAGGAUAUAAAUCUAUACACACCGUCGCCUAUAUCGUUAUUGGAUGGACAGACGCAUGCAGAAGUGGAGUUGACAUCUCUUGACAACUCCUAUUGCCUGGUGGCGCAGCCGUUUGCCGAGAGUUCCCUGGUGUCUGGUCAUUGCCGUGUGACCCUGGAGCGGGCCAACAGAGCGGUCCAAGGGAACUGGAACGUCCUUGUGGGACUCCCGGGAAAGGUUUCCGAGUUGCAAGUCCAAGUACGGGUCAAUGUGGAAGCGGAACGUCUCGAUGUCGGCUUUGUACAUGAUACGAGCCAAAAUAAACUUCACAUUUACUGUAAUGUUCUUCAUACGAUGAAGAAUAUAACGUUCUGUCGUUUUCAAAUGGCCACUGCACCGUACGGUUAUACCGUCAUGGAUGGAUUGAGCGAUGGUAGACACAGUUACUACGGCGAUGGAUUCCUAGCGCGCCAUUGUGGCAUAACCAUAGAGAACCCCACCGCGGUUGACUACGGCAGUUGGAGGUGCUCUGUAGGGCUCCAACAAUGGGUUGGGACACACAUCGAGCAGCAACCCGCCAUGCAGGCCUUGGUUAGAGUCCUACCUCAUACGUUACAGAUAAGAAGACAACUAAGAGUAGAGGCCGAGACGCAGACAGUGCUCGUAGAAGAAGGCGCUAGUUUCACUUUGACGUGCUACGCAGAUAUUUCAUUGUCCUACUGUUGGUUCCAACACCCCAACGGCACUCAGUAUACACCAGUGGUACAUGACGACUCUGAACAGGAAUUUUGGUAUACAGGUACCAGUCUCAAAUUAGGUGAGUGUGGUAUCACGUUCGCAAAGGCCAGGGCUGAAGACGCCGGUCAAUGGACCUGUCACAUGGGUCCAAGCGAUCGAUUAGGGGUAGAAAUGACAGACGAGGUGGACCUGCGAAUAACUGGUCCUUUAGCAGCCGCCAGUGUCACGGAGGUCGGAGCCGGCAUUGGGGGAACGACAACGCUUUACUGUAGAACGGCAAACGGCAACAAACCAUUGCAUUACUGCCGGUUUUUGUCUCCCAAUCGAGUCGGCAUAAGUAUCGACUCCUCUGUGACUAGUGAAAAUGCAAUAUUGGACCGUUACUAUUUUACCCCCGAUCGUGAACUAAAUUAUGGCGACUGUUCGCUCACCAUCGAUCCAGUAGCUACUGAAGACAUUGGUGAAUGGACGUGUGCUGCCCUUGUCGAUGAUCAGAUUAUAGAAGCGAGGGAUACUAUCACAGUUCGACAACUCGCUACACGGUCGCGAGCGGGAAUAAUUGGUAUGUCCAUAGGAGGUGCGUUUUUACUAGUGAUAUUGAUAGCAGUAGUUUUAUAUAGAAAAGGGUACAUUAAGCUGAAAAGAGGUGGCAUUGCCCGUAACUCUGAGGUAGUUGUCACUGCCUCCAGGGUCCGCCCGUCUAACUUUAGUUCGAGUACGACUUCCAGCCAGGACUCAGAAGAAUUCCGCGCCGAAAUUAGAUCUCGAUCGGUUCAAAAUUCCUAAGACUUUUAUAAAGGCUUACAAUAAUAGCCUUUAUAAUUAAUUAUAAUGAAUUGAUUAACGUAAUUAAACUUGAAAUUAUAUUAUCCACUUAGAUAUCUUAACCCACAAUUUAAUUCUCGGAUCGUUUCUAUUACUAAUAAUUAUUUAUUACAUAACAUAAUGAUAACAAAUUGAUUCAAUAUAUAUAGCGUUCAUCUACGAAAAACAUUAGUUAAGAAAAAAAUAUUAGACUGAUUUUAUUACAUUAUAUUGUAAUGUAUGGAUAUUAACGUGAAAUAAAUUAUUUAUAAUCAUGUUUAAUUAAUUUCAUUUAUUAUCUUUAUUAGUCUGUU
Messenger RNA from Plodia interpunctella (Indianmeal moth), 2423 nucleotides. RefSeq lists its product as uncharacterized. The record is from RefSeq and is a predicted model, not a curated record. Lineage: Eukaryota; Metazoa; Arthropoda; Insecta; Lepidoptera; Pyralidae. The transcript has 11 exons. The coding region runs from base 220 to 2091 and encodes 623 amino acids.